AUGAUAAACUGGUUGAUAAUCUCUAUCAGUGGCAUAUUGGGAUUCGGAUUGUUAUCCUUUACGUCAUCAAUGAUCAUGUCUGCAUUUCGUAGUCUAGCCUGGUUUUCAAAAGGGAUGCGUGAAUACACAAAGUCAGGCUAUGAGUCAGCUGCUUCACAUUUUGAUCCUAAUGAGUUGAAAAACGUACGCUUAGACAAUCACCGUGUUUUGAUAACUGGAGCCAAUUCAGGGAUCGGCCUCGUGUGUUGUAAAGAAUUAGCGAAACAUGGCGCAGAAAUCCAUAUGGUUUGUCGCAGUAAACCUCGUGCUGAAGAGGCACGUCAACAGAUAAUCUCUGAAACUGGAGUCAAUGAUUCGCGUAUAAUUAUUCAUCCAUUGGAUCUUUCUAAACCGAAUGAGAUUAAUAAUGCUGGCUGCAUGAUUAAUGAAUAUAAAACUGAUGAAAACGGCAUAGAAGCUAAUUUCGCCACAAAUACACUUGGUACUUAUAUACUUACUGAAAGUCUAAUACCUGCAUUAAAAAAAUCACCUGAUGCUCGUGUUAUUACUGUUAGCUCAGGUGGAAUGUUAGUACAGAAAUUGGAUCAUGCUGAUCCAAUGCUUACAACUAGGCACAACAAAUUUGAUGGAACAAUGGUUUAUGCACAAAAUAAACGUCAACAAGUUGUUAUGACUGAAAUGUGGUCUAAAAACUAUCCAGAAAUAUUCUUCUGUUCAAUGCAUCCUGGUUGGGCUGAUACACCAGCUGUCGCACUGUCUAUGCCAUCAUUUUACAAUAAAAUGAAAAAUAAACUAAGAACACCAGAACAAGGUGCAGAUACAGCGAUCUGGUUAGCAGCGGUACCAAAUGUGAGAAGAUUCCAAAACGGUUCUUUCUUCCAAGAUCGUCAAGUAGUUAGUCAACACCUAAAAUUAGCUUGUACACAUUCAAAGGAUGAUGAGAAACGUAAAUUCAUGUCUAAUUUAGCUGAUAUUGCAGCACCUUUUCUUAAAUAA
Molecule: messenger RNA, 996 nt
Organism: Schistosoma mattheei
Lineage: Eukaryota; Metazoa; Platyhelminthes; Trematoda; Strigeidida; Schistosomatidae
Source: the annotation of a GenBank genome assembly